Messenger RNA from Cladophialophora carrionii CBS 160.54, 675 nucleotides. RefSeq lists its product as uncharacterized. The record is from RefSeq and is a predicted model, not a curated record. Lineage: Eukaryota; Fungi; Ascomycota; Eurotiomycetes; Chaetothyriales; Herpotrichiellaceae. The coding region runs from base 1 to 675 and encodes 224 amino acids. The transcript has 2 exons.
AUGCAUCUGUACACCCACCUCGCCCUGCUGUCCGCCUGGACCCUUUCUGCUUCCGCCCACUUCAUUCUGCAAUACCCCAACUCGGUCGGAUUCAGCGAUGACGACGAAGGCACCGCGCCCUGCGGUGGCUUCGAUGUCACCUUCGGCAGCAAUGACUCCUCGAUCCCGGUCGGCGGUUUCCCUGUCUCGGUGUUGAGCACGCACCCAGCUUCAGACUUCCUGUUCCGCGCGACGCUCGACCAAGAGCCCCCCUUCAACUUCACCAACCUGCUGCCCGUGGUCUCGGAAACCGGGAUCGGCGAGUUCUGUCUCCCGGCCCUGGUGGCCCCGGCCGAGUUCGCCGGCAACCCUGGUGUGAUUCAAGUGAUCCAAAAAGGGCCUGAUGGCGUUUUGUACCAGUGUGCGGCAGUCAACUUCGUGUCCGGCAUCAACGACACGGUCGGCGCCAGCUGCACCAACGUCACGGGCUUGACAGCAGUCAUCACAAACCAGAACGACUUCGACACGAGCCCUUCUUCCUCGGCCUCUGGCUCGGCGUCGGGGACCGCCUCACCCACCGCCUCUGGGGAUGCUACCCCCUCCAGCUCGCCAGACUCGGCUGCCGCUGCCAGUGCCCCUCAAAUGGUCAUGGGUCUCUUCGGUGCGGCUGCGCUCGCGGCCUCGUUCUUGCUAUGA